AUGACACCUGGUCUAGAACUUCUACAUAUUCUACAGAUUCUAAUAUUAGGGAUACAAGCGGCCAAUUUGCCAGCACCGGCUCAGUUCAGCUUCAGAUCGAUCGUGGAUGCUGCUUUGCCUGCCAUACAUCCAAUAGUGGCUGCAGGAUCUGACAGAUGUGAAACCCUAAAAAACUUACUAGGAGUAACAUACGAGCAGAUGCAACAGAAGAAUCAAUCGGUAUUCAACGAUAAACUAAAUCUAGAUCUUAUUACGAAAAGUGGCAACACCAAGUAUAAUUUUUCUGAGCCACUCACGCGCAUGCUACUGACGAAGUCGAUAUACAUCUUAAUCCAUGGUUAUUUGGAAAAUUCCGAUGGGAUUAUGGUGCAGGCGAUUGCACCAGAGCUCUUGAAACACAACGUGAAAGUUUUUGCUUUGGACGGACGAGACGUGAUUGGUUUGGAGUACUUCCGGUCAUCUACGUAUGUCAGGUUUAUGGGGGAGAGGCUGGGAGGCUUGCUGACUGACGUCAUAAAACGUGGCCAGAAACCGUACCGAAUAAAUCUCAUUGGACACAGUCUUGGAGCCCAUAUCGCAGGAGUAGCUGGACAAGAGGUAUACCGCGACACUGGACAGCGCCUUGGUAGGAUCACGGGCUUGGACCCAGCCGGACCCUGCUUCAGCAACGUCAGUCUUGACAGUCGAUUGGAUCCGACGGACGCGGAUUAUGUGGACGUCAUCCAUACUAAUGCUGGAAUUCUUGGAUUGAACGAACCAGUAGGCCACAAAGACUAUUACCCAAACAACGGAAUGUCUCAACUCGGUUGCUUCUUAUCCACGUGUGACCACAGUCGGGCGUGGGAAUUGUUCGCCGAGUCAAUUAAUAAUCAGCAAAAUUUUCCUGCUAGAAAAUGUGAUAACUGGACAUCCUUUCUAAAUGGUAAUUGUACAAGCAAUGGCAUUACUUACAUGGGAUUAAACUCUAAAGGGGGAAACCCUGGUCUUUAUUUCCUCACCACUGCUUCUUCAACUCCUUAUGGCUUAGGGCCAGCUGGCAUUGGUGGAAAUAUAUGA
This is a messenger RNA of Leptosia nina, 1056 nucleotides long. Lineage: Eukaryota; Metazoa; Arthropoda; Insecta; Lepidoptera; Pieridae. The record is from the annotation of a GenBank genome assembly.